Molecule: messenger RNA, 1873 nt
Organism: Brassicogethes aeneus
Lineage: Eukaryota; Metazoa; Arthropoda; Insecta; Coleoptera; Nitidulidae
Source: the annotation of a GenBank genome assembly
CUCGGUGAGAAGCACAUCGCUCCUGCAUUGCUCCAUGAAAAAGUGUGAAAAAUAGUUGACUUUGACUCAGGGAAGACAGAAUCGGAUUCCAGUGCUAGAUAAUAUUCCUCGUUUUGUCCUUUUUAAAAGGAAUAGAGGAAUUUAUAUAAAGCUAUAAAUUUUAAGGUUACAUAACCUAAUUGUGUCGUCCACGUGUUUAAUAGACAACCGUUGUCCAAUGGUUUUUGGGUCUUCUGGAACCAUUGGACGUUAAAACUUGUACCUGGUUAAUAAGGACUUUUGUCCAGGACCAAAAGGGCGGUGGUUGAGCCGUAAGUCCGCCCAAAGUUGAAGAAGAAGAAGAAGAAGAAUUUAUAGGUUAUGUUGUUACUUUUUCGCCAAAACAAUGAAUUUCAACGUUAAUUUGCAAAAUAAGGACUCAAUUUGUAGGUUUUGCCUUGAAAGUAACGAAAAAGUGGACUUUCCGUUGUUUAUAGAGAAGAUUGAGACUGACUUCCACGAUGUUUUAAAAGCUGUAAAUAUUAUUGUGGUGUACAACGAAAAUCUGCCCAGCUCGAUAUGCAAUGCCUGCAGAAACGCAAUAGAAUCAUUUCAUAAGGUUAAGUCACAAAUACACAAAAACGAAGAAUUUUUAACAACAAUAUACACUGUUAAAAAUAGUGAAAACGUUAAAACGGAAUUAAUAUACGAAGAGUCGGAAUUGUGCUUCUCAGACAAUGAUGAAGAUUACAAGCCUGCUAAAGCCAGGUUAAAAAAACACAGCAUUAAAUGUGAGUUGUGUAAUAAACGUAUUGCCAAGGAAAAUAUAAAAGAACAUGAGUUAUUGUGUGGGAAGGAGGAUGAGGGGAAUUUGGUGGAGGAAAUUAAGAGUUACACAUGUAAUAUUUGUGGGAAUGAGUAUGGCACAGAGGUUAGAUUAUCAUUACAUUACAUUCAGCAUGUAAUGUAUGAUAGUGACAAAAAGAUUGAUUUUUUUCUGUUUUGUAACUACUGCGGCCACAUAUUGAACAAUAAAGAUGAAUAUUUAUUGCACAUACAAGAUUAUCAUAGAGAAAUUAGUGAUAAAUGGCAAUGUAAAGUUUGUGAUGUAAUUUUUGAUACAGAAUUCACUUUAAUGAAACACAUACACCACAGUGAUGAAUGUAAAAUAAUAACAACUCACAUAAACAGCGCAAUAUGUUUACUAUGCAAAAAGGAAGUAUCUGAACCAUUGACAUACCACAUAAAACAGCACUUAUUAAAAAGAUACACAUGCAGAAUAUGCCAGGAAAAAUACAUAACCUCCAUAGGCUACAACACGCACCUUAAAAAACACUCACAAUACAAAUACAGUUGUGAGCACUGCUGCAAGGUUUUCAUCUCGAAAAAAAACAUAGCAAAACACACAAAAGAGAUACACAAUAGCGACCAUUUUGUCUGUGAGGUUUGCUCAAAAGUUUUCACGAGAAAACAUAACCUAACCCUGCACAAAAAACACACCCAUGAUGAUAAGUACAAAAACUUUAUUUGCUCUAUUUGCGCGUACGCAACGAAUUCAAACAGUGAACUCAGAAAGCAUGAAAGACUUCACUCAAAUGAAAGACCUUUUAAAUGUACUUUUGAUAAUUGUAACAAAUCCUACAAAACCAGCAGCCAUCUAAGUCACCACAUAAAAACGCAUCUAAACAUAAGAAAUUUCGUCUGCGAAUACUGCGACAAGUCGUUUUACACCUCCAAAAACCUCAAACAUCACAUUUUAUCGCACACUGGAGUGAGGGAUUUUAAAUGCUCACUGUGCGAUCAAACGUUCAAAAGAAGAGACCAACUGACAGCGCACAUGAAGAAACGCCACGGUUGUUUUUAGUUUGUACCAUAGAAAAUAAAAAAUAACAAU